GUUACAUAUCAUAUCUAAUCCAAGCUCGACUGACGCGACCGCCGACUUUGCAGCUUCCCACCACGCAACAACACCUGCUACACCUGUACAUUCGCUUGGUCCUAAAAAUACAAUUAAAAUCUCGCCAAGAUGAAGCUCGUUCGGUUCUUGAUGAAAUGCGCCAACGAAACAGUAACGAUUGAGCUAAAAAAUGGAACAAUCGUGCAUGGUACUAUUACGUCCGUCUCGCCGCUCAUGAACACCGCCCUGCGAACCGUCAAGAUGACACCCCGCGGGCAAGAUGCUAUUUCUCUCGAUACAAUGAACAUUCGCGGCUCUACUAUUCGAUACAUCGUGCUUCCCGACUCGCUACCGCUAGAUACACUGCUGAUCGACGACUCGGUGAAGCCCAAGAACAAAGCGCGAAAGGAAGUAGCAGAUAGAGGUGGACGAGGCGUCGGACGCGGCAGAGGUAGAGGCCGCGGCGGUGGUGGUGGCCGCGGCCGGGGACGGGGCAGGCCAUAGGGCGGUUCUGGCUGUGGUCGCGGGAUCUAAAUGGCUAAGGGCCUUGGUUCUAUUGUAAUAUGUCCCUCGCCUCCUUGAUGGCAAUGGAGGGAUAGCUACUACUUUGCAGUUGGGCUUCAUGAUGUAUCCGAGUGCCUACGGAAAGACACUAG
Molecule: messenger RNA, 656 nt
Organism: Hypoxylon fragiforme
Lineage: Eukaryota; Fungi; Ascomycota; Sordariomycetes; Xylariales; Hypoxylaceae
Product: like-Sm domain-containing protein
Exons: 3
Coding region: 130-504 (124 amino acids)
Biological process (GO): spliceosomal snRNP assembly; RNA processing
Cellular component (GO): U5 snRNP; catalytic step 2 spliceosome; U12-type spliceosomal complex
Molecular function (GO): RNA binding
Source: RefSeq, a predicted model, not a curated record